Molecule: messenger RNA, 1003 nt
Organism: Vigna unguiculata (cowpea)
Lineage: Eukaryota; Viridiplantae; Streptophyta; Magnoliopsida; Fabales; Fabaceae
Product: expansin-like B1
Cellular component (GO): extracellular region
Source: RefSeq, a predicted model, not a curated record
UGUUUCUCCAUUCUCAUAUACUUCAUUAGUUUAUCGUCUCUCUCUCUCUCUCUCUUCUACCUGAGAAUUUAAUUUGUAAUCAUGGAGCUUAGCUUUAAGCACCACAUUGGCCUUGUUUGUAUCAUACUGCUCUUUCCUGCACUGUGUUACUGCCAGGAAUAUACUAAAUCCAGAGCAACCUUUUAUAGUACCUCUGAUGGCUAUGGGACUCCAACGGGAGCUUGUGGAUUUGGAGAAUAUGGAAGGAAGAUGAAUUGGUAUGAUGGAAGCGUCGCAGGAGUCUCUGGGCUAUGGAGGAAUGGAGUUGGCUGUGGGACAUGCUAUCAGGUAAAGUGCCUUAUAGAAAACCUAUGCGAUGAGAAUGGAGCAUACCUGGCGGCAACAGACCAGGGUUACGGGGACAACACAGACUUCGUGAUGAGCCCACGCGCCUUCACACAACUGGGACAUGAUGAGAAUGCUUACGAAGAACUUAAGAAAUACGGUACAGUGGAUAUUGAAUACAGAAGGGUUCCGUGUAGCUACACCGGCAACGUGGUGUUCUAUAUCAAGGAAAGUAGCAGCAACCCUGGUUACUUUGCUGUGGUAAUUCUGAAUGUGAACGGAAUAAACGAUGUCACUGCGGUUGAAUUGUGGCAGUCUGGAGAAUGGAAGGCACUUAACAGAAACUAUGGAGCAGUGUUUGACUUUGCUAACCCUCCGAGUGGGGAAAUCAGGUUGAGGUUUAAGGUGAGUGGCAUGUCCGAUUGGGUGGACCCCAGGAUUGUCAUUCCUAGUUACUGGCAGCCCGGAAGCACUUAUGUCACCGAGGUUCAGCUUAAAUAGAAACCACAAUCUUAACAACAUAUGUUGCAAAUAAUUGGCACUGUUAUUCAGGUGUCACUCGAUGUUCUUGGAAAGGGAUUACAAUAAAGGGAGAUUCCUGUACUUCUCAGUUAAGAUUACAUGUAAUAUGAAUGAAAUAAAUGUGUUUGUUUCGGAUAAUUAUAACAUGUUUUAUUAA